Molecule: messenger RNA, 1014 nt
Organism: Penicillium arizonense
Lineage: Eukaryota; Fungi; Ascomycota; Eurotiomycetes; Eurotiales; Aspergillaceae
Exons: 2
Coding region: 1-1014 (337 amino acids)
Source: RefSeq, a predicted model, not a curated record
AUGGAUCUUCCAUUACCGACCUUUUCAUUCGCGAUCCCCUCAAUCCAUGAUGGCAAACAGCUGGAAUGUCGCAUCUAUCUCCCACCCGCAUUCCAAAAUAUAGAAUCAGCAACAGCUUGGGAAAACCGCGGCGCCAUCGUCGCACACCCAUACGCACCUUUGGGAGGCUGCUAUGACGAUCCUGUCGUGGGUUUCAUCGGCGGCGAGCUGUUACAUUCAGACUGCAUCGUCGGAACCUUCAAUUUCCGCGGAGCCGGGAACUCUGAAGGACGAACAAGCUGGACUGCCAAACCCGAGCUAGGAGAUUAUGUCUCAUUCUACGGGUUCAUGUUGAAGUAUCUUCAUCAAUUAAAGCUUGCAUUCUCCCCAAGUGACCAAGCAAACUCAUCCAAACUUCACAACACGGGCGAAGACGAAAGCCCAGAUGUACGUCUCGUCCUGGGCGGCUACUCCUACGGGUCCUUAAUCGCCUCCCACGUCCCAUCACUCGAAGUCAUGCUGGACAUUUUCCGAUCCGGGCCGACAUCAACCUCAGCCUCCACGCAUAAACCAACGCCAAAAUCCGAGAUAUGCAAAGCAUCAAUGCGGAUAGCUACAUCAACCCUGGAGAAAUUCCCAAUGACUCACAGUCACAGUCUAGCUGACAUCAACCCCACCGCUUUGACAACCUCCAUCUCCUACCUUCUCGUGUCUCCGCUCCUACCCCCAAUUAGCCACCUCCUAACCUCCUUCUCGACCUUAUCACUGAAUGUGAAAGCGGAUACUGGGAGUGAUACCCGCAUCCCCUGUCGUCCAGCAGACCAGCAGAGCACCCACCACACUCUAGCGCUCUUCGGCGACCAGGAUACAUUCACCUCUGCUGGGAAACUGGAGAGGUGGUCAGACGAAAUGGCGCACAUGCCGCGCAGUCAGUUCCAAUUUCGGAAAAUCGAUGGCGCGGGCCACUUUUGGCGCGAAGAUGGGGUUGAAAUGCGGGCAAGACAUGCGUUGAAGGUGUGGCUUGGUCAGAUAUGA